This is a messenger RNA of Xyrichtys novacula (pearly razorfish), 2130 nucleotides long. The record is from the annotation of a GenBank genome assembly. Lineage: Eukaryota; Metazoa; Chordata; Actinopteri; Labriformes; Labridae.
CAGUCUCAGGUGCAAACAGGUGGAUGGUCACGCCCUGCUCGUUGAGCAGGUAGAGCAGGUAACAAGUAGAGCGCCAUCACUCAGAAACAAGGACCCACGCUAGAGAAGACAAACGUGUGUAACAGGACAGACACCCGGAAUGAACUAAGUAACCGUGCAGGUUGUUUCCACCCGAAGAUCCGAGCUUUCCCCGCUUGUCCCUGAAGAUGAAGAUCGCGAUAGUCUUGGUCUUUCUGAGCAUGGUCGUCAUGAUCGUGAUGGUUUCCCAGGCCGUGCAUCAAGAGCUUAAAAUGCACAAAGCGAAACAAAACGCGGUGGAGAACACGGCGGAGGUCAAGCGGAAAGAAGAAGCCAUCAUCGAGGUGAAAGCUAAAGUGUCAACUCUGACUAGAUCACUGAGAGCCGUCAACGAUAAGAUUGAAGAGUUGAAGAAGAAGAAAGAUGAGUUGAUAAAGUCUACAAAUGAUUUUGGUCCAAGUCUGCAGACCUGUAACACGGAGAAGGUAAGACACACACACACACACACACACACACACACACACACACACACACACACACACACACACACACACACACACACACACACACACACACACACACACUUAAAAUUUAGCUCUCUGUUAAGAAAACUGCUACAUAGCCAGGCACAUACAUGAAAACAGGCACAUCUAUAGUCGGCCAGGAAGUAAAAAAUCAGCAUACACUUGGUGUCUGGUAUUGCAGGAUUAACCUCCUCUUCUGUGCAGUUAAAACACUCACAAUAUGUUUCUCCUGAUGCUGCCCCUGAUCGAACUUUCACCUGUGUCUUUCUUUAAUAGGCAGACAUUGUGAAGAAGAAGACAGACCUGACAAAGCGUGUUUCUGAUCUCAAAGGUAAGGCUGUUUUUGUUGGUUAUUUCAGCUGAAGGGAAAUAAUAAAAAAAUAGGAUUUUGUAGUGAGUUUUUUGCAUUUGUAUUGGGCAUUUCAAAACUGAUCAGAAGUAAUGUUUGAAAUGCCAUAGUUUGAAUCUACACCACACCUGUAGCUGCAGCUAAUAAUUUUACACCUAAUAAUCAACACACUGGAAAAAAUUGAAAUCAUAAUUUAUUCACUACUGUUUUUCUCUGUCAUUUCCCCAGCUGGUCAUGAAAACUCCAAAAAGACAGCAGAGGAAGAAAUUAAGAACCUGAAACAACAGAUUCAGGAUCGAGACAAAGCCAUUUGUGCCUUUGCAGAUACAACCAAGGAGGAGGCACGGUAAGAUCACAUGAGCAGAAUAAUGGUCAAUGAUUAGCUCUGGUCAGAAAAUCACAACAUUAGAACCACAGGCCUUGUUUUUCAUACAGUACAUACCUAUCUGUGUGACAUUGUUGAGCAUUGCCCCAUAAUAUUAAUGGGGUUUGGACUUGAGAAAACAGCAGAACACUAAAUGAAUUUUGUUUUUUCUUUUUUGCAGGAAACUGUGUGGAGUUGCUGAAUCCCCACAAUAAAACCAAUGCUGGAUUUCUUGACAGGCACAGGAAUAUAGUUACUGAUGUGAUUUCAGUGCCGUUUUGUUCAAGAAAAGAAAUCCUAUAGAACUUAAGGACUGUACAUAAAUUUGCACAUACAUGGGAAGUGAGUUUCUAUGUGUUUGUUACUGUUUUAGAGUUAGAUCAGAUUUUUUGUAAGAAUUUUUUGGCCAUUUAUGUCUGUUGUCAACACUUUGACUCUUGCCUUGACUGUUGAAUAAAAUUUAAUAAUAUGUUUAAGGGAUUGCCAAAAAUAGUUGUCUCUGAUUCAACCGGUUUGGCUACAUUAUGUUCCUUUCAACUAAGAAUACCUGAGGAUCACUGUACAUGCCUGCUGCCCUUCCCCUGGUGAAACCUGAAAGACUGCAUCUAAGUUCAAUACACUGUGAUACCUGUUUGAUGUGUGCAGGCAGAGGAAUUUGUUUAACAAAUUUAGUGCAUGUUGAUUUAUAAUUAGAGUUUGCGCUUUGUAAAUAUGUCUCUGCCUCAUGGUUCCGUUUUUGGAGGUCAUCAUAGUGUGAUAUAAACCUGUUUAAAUGAUUAAAUAUAUAGUAAUCCAAACAUGUCAAGUUGAUCACCAGCUCUCCCGAUUGAAAUGUGUGGUUAUUAUGCAUGACCACGACUAAAGAACUUUCAAAU